AAUGCAAAUCAGCCAAAUGAACACGAGGAAGAGAUCAUUGAGUGAGUGAGUCUGAAGAAGAGACGCCCUUUUCCAAGGUGUUUUGUUUUCGAGCGCAAUCAGAGAGAGCGACAGACAGGGAGCAUCAGCGAGCUGCAGUGUCAGUAAUCUUGUACUUUGUCUCGAGUCAAGCGUGCAACCGGAUGUAAAGGUGAAGGAUAGGAUACAACUUGAAUUGAAAAAUAUUGUUCGUACGUUUGUUUCUGGGUGCAUUUGCUAAUGAGCUUGAGCUGAAUAUCGAAUGGUGUGCAGGGCACGCAAUAAGAGUCAAACAACACGUGGCUGUCUGUGGCGCCGACAUGGGGCAAGUACUAUCAGAACCAGUAACUGAGAAGUCCUCAAAGGAAAUGAGCAACAGCCAAUGGAUGGUUGGCUCGUCUUCCAUGCAAGGGUGGCGUGUAUCCAUGGAAGAUGCACAUACUCACAUUCUGACCAUGGAGGAUGACCCUGCGGCGAGCUUCUUUGCCGUGUACGAUGGCCAUGGAGCUGCAACAGUGGCUGAGUAUGCCGGUGUGGAUAUGCACAAGAGGAUUGUUGCUCAGGCACAAUACCGUGAUGGUGAUAUUGGUGGUGCUAUGAAGGCUGGCUAUAUGUCCCUGGAUGAAGAAGUUCUAGGAUGUCAAGAACGGUUUGGCCAAGCAGGAAGCACGGCUGUAUCUGUGCUAAUUCGUGAAAGCAAGCUAUAUUGUGCCAAUGUGGGUGACUCUCGCGCAGUCCUUUCUCGAACUGGCAAACAAAUUGCCUUGACGUAUGACCAUAAGCCUAGCCUUGAAGCUGAACAAGAUCGGAUCACAGCAGCGGGUGGUUAUGUGCGCUUUAACCGAGUUAAUGGUGGAUUGGCCAUGACGCGUGCAUUGGGUGAUGUAACAUUCAAAGGAAACCCCAGCCUGGCACCGGAUGCUCAGAUUGUUAUUGCAAUGCCAGAUAUUGUUACUGAUGAAAUCACUGAAGAUGAUGAGUUUCUCGUACUAGCGUGUGACGGGAUUUGGGAUGUCCUCUCCAAUCAAGAAGUGGUCGACUUUGUGCGUGAUAGAAUAUCAGCUAAACGCAUGCCCGUUGAUAUUUGUGAGGAGUUGAUGACGCAUUGUUUGGCUCCAGACUGCCGUAUUGGUGGAGCGGGUUGUGACAAUAUGACUGUCAUCAUAGCCUGCAUGCUACAUGGCGGUACGUUUGAUGAUCUGGCGGCCAAAUGUGCACGAAGCCGUCCGCAGACGCCACCUCCGCAGCUACCGCCCAGACCUACUGUUGUGCCUGGAAGUGGUGGUGCUGGCUGGUCAUCUGUUGAUGGGGGUGCUGAUCCCACUACUACUACUACCACUACUACAGCUGAUGCUGCUGAUGCUGCUGAUGCUGGCACUGCAAAUACCAGUAUACAGUCUUAGAGAGUGUAGUAAUAUGGAGAAGACUGUCCCGCUGUGUGUGUGUGUAUGUGUGUGUGUGUGUGUGUGUGUGGUUAAAUUACUACUGGCUAUUGCUGCUGCUGCUGCUGCUGCUGCUGCUGCUGCUGCUGCUGCUGCUGCUGCUGCUGCUGCUGCUGCUGCUGCUGCUGCUGCUGCUGCUGCUGCUGCUGCUGUGAACCUGCCAUCACUGUAAGUACUUCAUGUAAAGGUAUGAGGCAGUAUGAUCUGCACUUGCUCACCUACUGGCACUUCACACACACAGCACAGCAUACUGUGAAUAGUCCAGCGCAGGAAGCUGGCCAGCACACUACCAUAGCUCCAUAGCUCUUGCAGACGCUUACUCCUUUUAGAAAAGCAGCAUAUCACGUGCGGCUAUCUGCCCCCUACACGUUGUGUGGGGCUAACAGUGAUGGUAGCGUAGUGCUGCAACUGGCAAUGCCAUCAUCACAUUGUAGGCUUUUCAAGAGAGUGGCUGUAAACAAUGUGCAUAUCGCUGUGGACAUGCCAUUGCAACUGUCUAGUGUUGAUUCUAGGAUCUCUUCUUCCUGCGUGUGUAUGGCCUGUACACCGCAGAUUCCUGUGCAUAUCACAGUGUACAUGUGUGUAAUGCAUUCAAACUGCUCUCUCUCUCUCUCUCUCUCUCUCUCUCUCUCUCUCUCUCUCUCUCUCUCUCUCUCUCUCUCUCUCUCUCUUUCUUUCUCUGUCUGUCUGUCUUUAUCUAUCAAUCAUCUAUCUCCCUCCCCCCCCCCCUCCCUUCCCCUCUUUCUGGGUACACGCGUAUUGUCUGACAGGUGUGUGAUCACCAGCACUACUAGAAAAGCACAUUGCACUGUGUCCUGUCAUUGUUUAUGGACUGAUCUAUCACCUUCAGUAGAGACUUGCAUAGUUGGGCAGGGAAGGACUGUUGCCAGGCCAACUGCACCACGUUUUUCAAGCUGUUAUGUGUUUUUACAUCUUUAAAUUGCAUCACUAGUGCACUGGAUCAUGGAUGUUUCAGUUCAUAAAAUUAUAAACAAUAUGUCUUGAGGUGAUUGUACUUGCUUAGAAACUUGUGUCAAUUUAAAAACCUGUGUAAGUGUCACUAUGCUCAUCUCCGCUAUUUCAAUCUAUUCAUGGGUCUUUCUGCACCAUGUCCAUUUUGACCCUUUUCAAAGUUUUGUUAAUGAUCUCGUGUCUAACUUUCCAUUGCCUCUGUUUUUAAUGAACCCUGAUCACUAUUAUUCCAUGCC
Sycon ciliatum is the source of this 2668-nucleotide messenger RNA. RefSeq names its product probable protein phosphatase 2C T23F11.1. Gene Ontology annotation, molecular function: cation binding; protein serine/threonine phosphatase activity. Gene Ontology annotation, biological process: protein dephosphorylation. NCBI's taxonomy places the organism in Eukaryota, Metazoa, Porifera, Calcarea, Leucosolenida, Sycettidae. The transcript has 11 exons. The record is from RefSeq and is a predicted model, not a curated record. The coding region runs from base 339 to 1421 and encodes 360 amino acids.